Sinocyclocheilus rhinocerous is the source of this 1645-nucleotide messenger RNA. RefSeq lists its product as uncharacterized. The transcript is spliced from 9 exons. The record is from RefSeq and is a predicted model, not a curated record. The coding region runs from base 1 to 1452 and encodes 483 amino acids. NCBI's taxonomy places the organism in Eukaryota, Metazoa, Chordata, Actinopteri, Cypriniformes, Cyprinidae.
AUGUUUUUAUACAUUUAUAUAGUCCUCCUUUUGGAGAUUCCAGCAGCAGUUCUGGGAGUGACUGUGGAUCAAGGUCCAAAGGCUUUGGUUAAGGGAGAGGGCAAAACUGUGUAUCUGCCCUGCAAAGUGACUGGUCUGGGCUCUUCAGACUAUAUCCAUUGGUACCAAAUAAAAGAGGGUGAAGCCCCAUCGAGGCUACUCUAUAUCAAUCAAGGAGGUAUUAUUACUCUUGAUACCAACAAUCCCCAAGCAAAUGACUUCACCGUGGAAAAAACAAAGCUUUAUGAUCUAAAACUGAGAAACACUCAAAAGAGACAUGCUGCCGCUUACUUCUGCACCUACUGGGACUCAAGCAGCCACAACUCCUGGACGACAGAUGUAGACAUGGCACUGUCUGGAAUGAUAACAUUUGGGUUGCUAGUAGUCUUAAUUGAUUGUUUAAAUGGACAAAUUACGCACCCUGAUCCUGUGAUAAUUAAGGCAAGUGGUAGAGCAGCUCGAAUCCAAUGCAAAGUGGAUUCAUCGACCCUUCAGUCCAGCGUUCUCCACUGGUACAGAGCUCCACCAAAGGGAGCUCUCCAACGAUUAAUGUAUUUCGAAGCUGGUUCGUCAAAGGCCAAAAAAGACCCCGACACCCCCCGUAGAUUUUCUGGAUCGGUGAAUGGUGAUCUAGUGGCACUGACUAUCUCAAAACUGGAGCUCAGCGAUGCCGGCUCGUAUUACUGCGCGCUCUGGAGUGGAGACAACACAGUAUUUGGACCUGGAACACGGCUGGUUGUAACCGACCCAAAGAAAGAAACUGUCACGGCACCAGAGUUGACUGGAUACCGAACAUCAAAAAAAAACACUGACAAUCAUGGCAAACAGACAAUGUUAUGCCAUGCCAGUGGCAUGGUUCCUGACUUUGUGACAUUCAAAUGGCAAGAAAAGAGCGGUGCAGGACAGUGGACGGAUGUAUCAGAGGAAAAUGUUGUGGAGCAGAGGAAAGAAAGUCCAGCUGUCACUGUGACAAGUAUGGUGAUUGUAGAUAAAAACAUGGCAGAAAACAAGGACUACCAAUGCAAUGUUACCCAUGAGGGUAACACUGAGAAUCCUUCCAACUCUCUUGAACUGAAGAAAGAUAAAAACAUGGCAGAAAACAAGGACUACCAAUGCAAUGUUACCCAUGAGGGUAACACUGAGAAUCCUUCCAACUCUGUUGAACUGAAGAAAGAAAACAGUAAGCCGGCAAAGGAAUCUAAAAAUGAUGCUCAGAACCCAACAUGUCCACCCAGCACUGCGGAGACCAUAAAAAAGCAAAUAUCAGGAGAUUCAGAGCAAAUACCAAGUAUGUUCUUGUUUGUCUAUGCAUAUGGUGUCAUGCUCAUGAAGAACGGUUUAUUUUUUUGCAUUGUGUCUAUAUUUCAAUUAAAGAGAAAAGCUGGAAAGAACGACAAAAGCUCAGAGACUUAAUGCAUAAGAUAAAUAUCAAGCAAGCAAAGGUUUAUUACAUAAAGCACAUUUCGCUAACUAAAGAAUAGAUGCAUAUCUACAGCAAUAUUAUUUCUGCUUAAAAUGUAUGGCUUUUAAAGUUGUUGUAGAUCUGCUUUGCACAAUUUAUUUUUUCAUCUUUAAAAUGCAAUAUUUUGAUUUUUUUAAAUGUAUA